Molecule: messenger RNA, 3854 nt
Organism: Phoenix dactylifera (date palm)
Lineage: Eukaryota; Viridiplantae; Streptophyta; Magnoliopsida; Arecales; Arecaceae
Biological process (GO): protein phosphorylation
Molecular function (GO): protein kinase activity; ATP binding; receptor serine/threonine kinase binding
Source: RefSeq, a predicted model, not a curated record
AUGGCCAAGGUGAUAACCAAGCCUAGUUUAGUAACUUCUCCGCAAAAGUCGAUAGCUUUCACGGGAUUGAAGCAUGCCAUCUUCCUGCUCCUCCUCCUCCUCUUCCAGCACGUCGUCUCCGUAGAUGAUCACCCACUCUCGGAUCCCCGAGACCGAGCAAUCACUCUCCAAGAGAAGGCCACCCUCUUGUCCUUCAAGAACAGCAUAACGUCUCAACCUCAAGCUGCUCUCGCAAAUUGGAACGAGUCCACCGAUGUUUGCGACUUCGAAGGUGUCGUCUGCGAUCGAUGGCGACUCCAUGUUGUGCAUCUCCUGCUCGGGAGCAGGCUUGCCUCCGGCCUCCUGUCCCCUGUCCUUGCCAACCUCACCAGCCUUCGCAAGCUAGACCUGUCCAAUAAUAGUCUCACGGGGCACAUUCCACAUGAAUUCUCAAACCUACGGCACCUCAUGUACCUGAACCUCUCAAAAAACUAUCUCGAUGGCCAGAUUCCGCAAUCUCUCGCCAGCCUCACCAGACUUCAAAGUCUGGAUCUGUUCGACAACAAUCUCCAGGGGCAUAUUCUGGUCGAAUUCUGCAACCUACGGCACCUCACGUACCUGGACCUCUCGGAAAACCAUCUCGAUGGCCGGAUUCCGCAAUGUCUCGCCAGCCUCACCGGACUUCAACAUCUAGACCUGGCCAACAACAGUCUCCAGGGGCACAUUCCGGUCGAAUUUUCCAACCUACGGGACCUCAUGUAUCUGAACCUCUCGGAAAGCAAUCUCCAUGGCCAGAUUCCGCAAUCUCUCGCCAACCUCACCGAACUUCAAAGUCUGGACCUGUUCGACAAUAAUCUCCAAGGGUACAUUCCGGUCGAAUUCUGCAACCUACGGCACCUCAUAUACCUGGACCUCUCGGAAAACCAUCUCGAUGGCCGGAUUCCGCAAUGUCUCGCCAGCCUCACUGGACUUCAACAUCUAGACCUGGCCGACAACAGUCUCCAGGGGCACAUUCCGAUGGAAUUUUCCAACCUACGGGACCUCAUGUAUCUGGACCUCUCGGAAAGCAAUCUCGAUGGCCAGAUUCCGCAAUCUCUCGCCAACCUCACCGAACUUCAACGUCUGGACCUAUCCGACAACAAUCUCCAUGGGCACAUUCCGGUCGAAUUCUCCAACCUGCAGCACCUCCAGUUCCUAGAACUGUCGGGAAACCUUCUCGAUGGUCCAAUUCCACAAUCUCUUGCCACCAUCACCAACCUUGUCUAUAUCGACCUCGGCAACAACAGUCUAACAGGUCAGAUUCCCGCCUCUAUCUUUCGCAACUGCAGUAAAUUACGUGCCGUGGACUUCUCGGCCAAUGAUCUAUCCGGCGAGAUCCCAUCGGAUGCCCGAAUUUAUCUGCCAAACUUGCACAUCCUCAACCUUUACCAGGAUAAUUUGACUGGAAAAUUACCAUCAUGGCUCUCAAAUUCAUCAUUGCUACGUCAACUGGAUGUGGGAUAUAACUUCCUCUCAGGCGAACUGCCGGUGGACAUCGUCUCGAACAAGACAGACCUUCUAUAUCUUGAUAUGUCUUACAACAAUUUUUCAAGCCAUCAUAACAACACCGACUUGAGACCAUUUUUCUUAGCUAUUUCCAACUGCUCAAAACUGCUGGAACUUGAAAUGGAAGGACUAGGACUUGGUGGACCAUUGCCUCAAAUUGCAGGCAGUGUCGCCAAAACCUUGUCCAUAAUUCUGCUGGGCGACAACAUGAUCUCUGGACCCAUUCCUCCUAGCAUUGGCUCUCUCUUCAAUAUCACGCUAUUGAAUCUGUCGAAUAACCUUCUACGUGGAACUAUUCCCACUCAGAUCGGCCAGCUUCUGAAGUUAGAGCGGCUAAUCUUGUCCCAUAACUUAUUGACUGGUGCGGUUCCUGCGGAGAUUGGAAACAUCAGCAAAAUGGGUCUGCUUGAUCUAUCCAACAAUAGAUUAUCUGGUGAAAUCCCAAGGAGUCUCGGAAAUCUAAAUCUUAUCAGCGAGAUUCAUCUUCAGAAGAAUCAGCUUUAUGGAGAAAUACCUGUCAGUCUUGGAAGGUGCAUGAGAUUAGAUAAGCUAGACCUGUCAUACAAUAGAUUAACAGGAAGGAUACCCCUAGAAAUGUCAAGCAUUGCAAAGAUUUCCUUUAACCUUUCACACAACCAGCUUCAAGGUCCUUUGCCGAUAGAGCUUAGCAAGAUGGAUCACGUCCAAGAGAUCGAUCUGUCAUCGAAUAACCUCACCGGAGUAGUGAUCUCUCAGCUGUCAGCAUGCGCUGAACUGGAGCGCAUCAACCUCUCACACAAUUCUCUUCAAGGACAGCUUCCCAAAUCAUUUGGAGAUCUCCGAAACCUCGAGGCUCUUGACGUUUCCUUCAAUUACUUGGCUGGGGACAUUCCGUCGAGCCUUAACAAUUGCACCAGUCUCACCCAAUUGAAUCUUUCAUACAACGACUUCAAUGGACCAAUACCCAUGGGUGGAGUCUUCUCGUCGUUCACCAAUCUAUCCUAUCUUGGAAAUCCACAGUUAUGUGGCCCAGUCGUCGGACGGGCUCGUUUCAAACGACGAAGAUGGCUGCAUUUGCAUAAAUUCUUGAUCCUCAUUUGUGUUGGUGCUUCAGUUUUAGCAUUCUUACUGGCAGUAUGCUGUGUGAUUAUUGGAAUCAGAAAGACCCAAGGGAGGAUUUUCAGGGGGAGAGGCGACGCUUGUGGAGGCUCCUCGCUGGUCCUAAGAUCAAGUUUCCCACGAAUCACCUACCGAGACCUCGUCAAGGCAACUGGAGAAUUUGAUCAGGAUAGCUUAAUUGGUUCUGGUAGCUAUGGACGGGUCUACAAAGGAGUCUUAAGAGAUGGGACCAUUGUUGCAGUGAAAGUGUUGCACCUCCAAGCUGGCAAUGCAGCCAAGAUCUUCAACAGAGAAUGCCAGGUUCUGAAGAGAAUUAGACAUCGGAACCUUAUGAGAAUCAUCACAGCAUGCAGCCGACCGGAUUUCAAGGCUUUGGUCCUUCCUUUCAUGGCAAACGGUAGCCUCGACAGCUUUCUGCAUUCAGGAUCUUCCGAACUAAGCUUGACCCAGAGGGUGAAUAUUUGCAGUGAUAUAGCUGAAGCAGUAGCCUACUUGCAUCACCACUCCCCUGUGAAGGUUAUACACUGCGAUUUGAAGCCCAGCAAUGUGCUUCUCAAUGAUGAUAUGACUGCUUUGGUCGCUGAUUUUGGGAUUGCAAGUCUGGUGAUGAAUGGUGGAGCGGGGAGCACAACCGACAUGGGGAGUUCGACUGCGAAUAUGCUCAGGGGUUCUGUUGGAUACAUAGCACCAGAGUAUGGAUUUGGCUCAGGUGCAUCAACCAGGGGAGAUGUUUACAGCUUCGGUGUUCUAGUCCUUGAAGUGGUCACAAGGAAGAGACCCACAGACGAAAUGUUCGAAGGCGGUUUAAGCUUGCCCAAGUGGGUGAAGGGCCACUACAAUGGAAGGGUGGAGAGGGUCAUCGAUGCCUCCUUGGUGACUGCUGCGAAGAACCAGACGUGUGAAGCGAGAAGAAUGUGGGAGGUGGCAAUUGGAGAGUUGGUAGAUUUGGGUCUGCUCUGCACCCAGGAGAGCCCGUCGACGAGGCCGACGAUGCUGGAUGCUGCUGAUGACUUGGGUCGCUUGAAGAGGCAUCUUUCGGGCGACACAUCCGCCAGUGUUCCCUCCUCUUUGGGAAUGUCGUCUUCCACCACUGGAGAGGAUCCAGGAGCAAGCAUAUCAAAUCUUGAUUGAUAGGUUCCGACAUCAUGGAUCGCAUCGUUCUGAUAGACGAUGCUUUCAAAAGUUGUUCAUGAGGGUCUUGCAGCUGCUGCUUUUCUCUCUCUCUCUCUCUC